Messenger RNA from Peromyscus eremicus (cactus mouse), 1898 nucleotides. Its product is annotated as L-amino-acid oxidase-like. NCBI's taxonomy places the organism in Eukaryota, Metazoa, Chordata, Mammalia, Rodentia, Cricetidae. The transcript has 7 exons. Gene Ontology annotation, biological process: amino acid catabolic process. Bases 1 to 1557 code for a protein of 518 amino acids. Gene Ontology annotation, molecular function: L-amino-acid oxidase activity; polyamine oxidase activity. The record is from RefSeq and is a predicted model, not a curated record.
AUGGCUGAGAUGAACGGAAUCCUUAUUUUGGGGAUCCUGCUAUCCAUCUCCAGCUGCCUUGCCUUCUAUGAGGACCUUGACAAGUGUUUCCGGGACCCUAAUUAUGAGACCUUCCUUCUCACAGCCCAGAACGGGCUCCAUACCUCCCCACUGUCCAAGCAUGUGGUGGUCGUGGGAGCCGGUGUAGCAGGUCUAGUCGCAGCUAAGACCCUACAGGAUGCUGGGCACAAGGUAACCAUCCUGGAGGCCAGUCACCACAUUGGAGGUCGGGUGGUCACAGUCAGAAACCAGGAGGAGGGCUGGUACUUUGAUUUAGGACCCAUGCGGAUCCCGGAAAGCCACAAGCUAACCCACGCCUAUGUCAAGAAAUUUGGCCUGAAGCUGAAUAAGUUCAUCCAGAAUAAUAACAACACCUGGUACCUACUCAAUGGACACCGUUAUCGUGCCUGGGAAGUCAAGGCUAACCCAGGGAUCUUGGGCUACCCCAUGAACUCCACUGAGAAGAGCAAAACCACCCAAUACCUCUUCCAGCAAGCCAUCACUAAGGUCAAAGAACAUAUGAAGACAUUCACCUGCAGCCAACUGAUAUCCUUUUAUGACUCUUACUCCACCAAGGCUUAUCUGAUGAAGGAAGGAAGGCUGAGCAAGGGCGCCAUCGAGAUGAUCGGGGAUGUGAUGAAUGAGAAUGCUGGGUACUACAAGUCCCUCCUGGAGUCCCUAAGGACUGCUAGCCUCUUCUCCAGAAAUGAUGAAUUUUCAGAGAUCACCGGUGGCUUUGACCAACUGCCCAAUGGCUUUAAUGCCAGCCUGAAGCCUGGCACCAUCCGUCUGAAGUCCAGAGUAGAAACAGUGGUGAGAGACGGGCCUCAGGUCAAAGUUUUGUACCGCACAGAUGGGCCCACCUCCACGCUGCGCCAACUCACUGCUGACUACGUCAUCAACUCAGCCUCAGCCAAGGCCACACGCCUCAUCACCUUCCAGCCACCCCUGUCCCCAGAUAAAACACAAGCCCUGCGCUCCGUGCAUUAUAUCAGUGCUACCAAGGUGGGUUUGGUGUGCAACAAAUGCUUCUGGGAACAGGAUGGCAUCUGGGGAGGCAACUCCGUCACAGACCGGCCCGCACGCCACAUUUACUAUCCUAGCCACAGCCUGCCAGGUGGCAAGUGUGUCUUGCUGGCCUCUUACACUUUGGGCGAUGAUUCCUCCUUCUUGACUGCCAUGAAGUCCAAACAGGUGGUGAAUAUUGUCCUGGACGACCUGGCGGCAAUGCACCACAUACCCAAGGUGGAGCUAAAGCGCAUGUGCCCAAAAGCGGUGGUCAAGCACUGGUCUCUGGACCCCUUCACCAUUGGUGCCUUUGCCCAGUUCACACCCUACCAAUCUGUGGACUAUUCAGAGCAGCUCUUCCAGCCAGAGGGCCUCAUCCACUUUGCUGGAGAGCACACCUGCCUGCCUCAUGGCUGGAUAGACACUGCCAUCAAGUCUGGCAUCCGGGCUGCCAUGAACAUUCAGGCCAUAGUGAACAAGGAGGCUACUCAGGGACAGGUGCCUUUCUAGAGGCCCUUUACCAACAAUCAGGGUGGUUUUUCCCUAAAGAACGGGCUGUAGGAGAGUCUGGCGGAGUGGGCUGGAAGGUGAAAGCCAGCAGAACCAGAGCCAGCAGGAGAGAGGUCACCCACUGGCCCCUUGUCUGCAACCAGGAUCCCAGCUGGGAAGCUGACAAGAGACAUCACCCCUUUCCUAUCUCACUCCCUGCCUAGCUCUCUACAAGAAACAACAGAGCUGGGGUGCAUGGAGGCAUGGGUGGGAGUCAAGGCUGGGGAAUCCUGCAAUCAGCCCUUAGCUUGAAACAAAUUGUCUCCUGCUACAAAACAAUAACAAGCAAAAAAUAAAAACUU